GAACCAAUCUAGUAUUUAAAGAACUAUAUAACUCCUAGGGCAGGGAUUGGCAAACUUUUUCUGUACAGGGGUAAAGAGUUAAUAUUUUAGGCUUUGGGGGACAGUGGGUCUGUAUUGCAACUACACAGCUCUGCUAUUGUAGUACAAAAACCGCCAUAGACAGUACAUAAAUGAAUGUGCAUGGCUAUAUUCCAACAAAAGUUUACUUACAAAACAGCUGGCAGGCCACAGUUUGCCCAGCUCUGCUUUAGAGUACAUUGCCCAACAAUACCUUCUGCAAUUUGAGGUGCUAUUAUUUUUUUUAAAUUAGAUUUAUCACAUAACUGAAUAUAUGGGCAUAGGGUAUUCAUCUUUUUAAAAGCAUUAUUCUUGUGUGCCAUUAUUAAAUUUAAACAAGUUUUAAUAUAAAACUCAAGUGAUUCGAGUCUUAAAAUGCCUUCACAAUGUUUUAAAUGUCUGAUUCAUUUUUAAAUAUUCACUAUUUAGGUGUUUACAUUGAAGAAGUUCUAAAUAAAUGGAAAGGAGAUUAUGAAAAACUGGAGCACAACCACACUUACAUUCAAUGGCUUUUCCCCCUGAGAGAACAAGGCUUGAACUUCUAUGCUAAAGAACUAACUACGUAUGAAAUUGAGGAAUUCAAAAAAACAAAAGAAGCGAUUAGAAGAUUCCUCCUGGCUUAUAAAAUGAUGCUAGAAUUUUUUGGAAUAAAACUGACUGAUAAAACUGGAAAUGUUGCUCGGGCUGUUAACUGGCAGGAAAGAUUUCAGCACCUGAAUGAGUCCCAGCACAACUAUUUAAGAAUCACUCGUAUUCUUAAAAGUCUUGGUGAGCUUGGAUAUGAAAGUUUUAAAUCUCCUCUUGUAAAAUUUAUUCUUCAUGAAGCUCUUGUGGAGAAUACUAUUCCCAAUAUUAAGCAGAGUGCUCUAGAGUAUUUUGUUUAUACAAUUAGAGACAGAAGAGAAAGGAGAAAGCUCCUGCGGUUCGCCCAGAAACACUACACGCCUUCAGAGAACUUUAUCUGGGGACCGCCUCGAAAAGAACAGUCGGAGGGAAGCAAAGCCCAGAAAAUGUCUUCCCCUCUCGCCUCCAGUCAUAACAGUCAAACUUCUAUGCACAAAAAAGCCAAGGACUCCAAAAAUUCCUCCUCAGCUGUUCAUUUAAAUAGCAAAACAGCUGAAGAAAAAAAAGUGGCACCAAAAGAGCCUGUGGAAGAGACAGACAGGCCCAGCCCAGAGCCCAGCAAUGAAGCUGCCAAGCCAAGAAAUACAGAGAAGGACAGUAAUGCUGAGAAUGUGAAUUCUCAAUCCGAGAAAACAGGUACUAAUCCCACAGAAAAAAAGGAGAGUGUAUCUCCUGAAAAUAAUGAAGACGGUGAAAAUCAUAACCAAGACAGUGAAAAUCCUGGAAAUACAAAUUGCCAUGAUGUUGUACUAGCACAGUGAAUUAUCAGAAAACCCAUAGGCCAGUUUAGGUUAGAGAGGAAAAAACUACUGUAUCAUUUAUCCUAAAGAACAGAGACGAGGUCAAUUUCAAAUUUUAGCCAUCUGUUUGUGAUUUCUGUCAUAAGCAUUUUGUUGUUUGUUUUUUUAUUUUGGAUGACAAUGAAGUGAAUAACUAAUAAGGAGAUUUAAGAUAAGACCCCAUAAAUGAAUGUAUUCUGCAAUGCUUUUAGGAUGUGAAUUUUCAAAUUUUGUGUAUAAUAAUUACUUUGAAAAUAUUUUCAGAGUAUCUAGAAAUUACCAUGUAGUAUUUGGCAUGCAAAAUACAUUCUUUUGAGACAUUAUAGUCUACAUGAAGGAAAUAAAGAGGAUAAUUUCAUUGGAUUGCUAUACCUUUACCUGAUUUAUGGAUUUAUUUUACUUUAUUUUAUUUUAUUUUGAGACGGAGUCUCGCUCUGUUGCCCAGGCUGGAGUGCAGUGGCAUGAUCUUGGCUCACUGCAACCUCUGCUUCCCGGGUUCUAACGAUUCUCUUGCCUCAGCCUCCUAAGUAGCUGGGAUUACAGGUAUGUGGUACCACGCCUGGCUAAUUUUUGUAUUUUUAAGUAGAGAUGGGGUUUCACCAUGUUGGUCAGGCUGGUCUCGAACUCCUGACCUUGUGAUCUGCCCGCCUCAGCCUCCCAAAGUGCUGGGAUUACAGGCAUGAGCCACCACGCCCGGCUGAUUUUUUUUUUUUAACUGUAAGUGUUUGAUCUUUUCAAAUGUAUUCAGAAACUAAUUUGGAUUCUUUGAUUCCAGUACCUCAACGUGUUUAUCUGUAGAUUCUGGUAAGUGAAAUGGAUGUCCUUGUGGAACUGUGACCUCCCCAGCUUAUCUGUCAGUCCUGCUGUCCUCACCUCCUUGCCUCUUUCCAUGCCCUUAAGCCACCAUCUUUCUCAGCUAGCAUCUGUGUUUCUAGUGUAGUUGGCCCUCCAUAUUCAGGGGUCCAGCGUCUGUGGAUUCAACCAACCGCAGAUUGAAAAUAUUUGUUGGAAAAAAUGGAUGCUUACAUCUCUACUAAAUAUGUGCAGUCCUUUUAUUUGUCAUUAUUCUCUAAACAAUACAGUAUAACCACUAUUGACAUAGCAUUUAUAUUGUAUGUAUUAGGUAUUGUAAGUAAUCUAGAGAUGAUUUAAAGUAUUUUACAUAAGGGACAUGAGCAUUUCUAGAUUUUGGUAACUGCAGAGGGUCCUGGAACCAACCCCCUACAGGUAUCAAGGGACCACUGUGUACAUUAGGAUGAUCUAUAUUGAAAUCUACAUGGAACAGAGUGGGACUUCUAAUUGUAUGACUUCAAGAUUUUGCUUUGUUUAAAUUAAUAACACUGUUUUCAGUAUUAAGUGCUUAAAAACACAUGUUGACUGAAAAGUUCAAGAUAAGAACUUUGCUCUCUGUGGCUGUUCCAUAUAAAUUUGAUGGUUGAUUCUGAAUGUAAAUGACUGAAGAAUUAAAAAAUAAGAAAUUAUUCAUUUUUAAAAGGCAUGCCUCUUGCACUGUGAACAGGACAGUAGUCCCUUAAACCAUGAAUAUGUCAGUGUUCUGUGGAUUAUGAAAUUAGUAAUGUUGUUUAGCCCAAAUGUGUCUUUUUAAAAAAGUAUAGUUUUGUGCAUCUCUAAGUUAUCAAACUUCAAAAUUGAGAACAAAUUUAAAAGUUCAUAUAUGCAACUCUAGUAAGCACUUAUUAUGUUACAUAGCACUGGUUAAGAACAGUUUUGUUUUCUAUAUUAUUACUAAUUAUUAUUAUAAAUCAAAAGACACUGUGAUAAGAACUUCAAAGCAUACAUACAAAUAUGGUUAAAGCAAUGAAUAGAUGAAAUAUUUAUACUUUAUUUCAUUUAGGAAUGAAUUAACUUUUUUGUUAGGCUUUUAAGAAAAGUUCUAUUCAUUUUAUUCCCCCAGGGAAUUUGUAGUAUGUCCUACUUCAUAUCACAUGUCAUCUUCUGUUGCCUCUAUUGAUCUACAUUUUCUGCAAUGGAUAUCUUGAAAAUAAUCACACUUACAGUAUGCCUCUAGAAAUAUGAUUUUACUGCUUUGAAGUUUACAUGAAACAUGCCAGUUGCUUAACUCUAAUUUUUUAUAUGAAUCUCAGUAGCACCUUUGUUGUACGUUCUAUUCCAAUAAGUAUAGUAUGGAACACUUUCUCAUUUUUAGUUCCCAUAAUAUGCCAGUUUUUGUUUUCCUAGUGUUCUGUGAGUAUUAGGAUUUGGCAGUCAGCUUUUGCAUUUCAAUUUCUAUUUUACAUGCAAGAAAAACAUGGACACUCUUAUGUGGUGCUUGUAGCUAUGUUUCCAUAGAGCUCAGUAAAUAGUUCUGCAGGGUUUAGAGGAUGAGAAGCGAUUGUCAAAUUAGGCUGAAUUGUAGAAACACAAUUUAAUUCAAAAUAACUUACCAAUUUUAUAUAUAUGAUAAAGUGAUAUUAAAAUACUGUGACCAGAUAUUAUGAUAUUAAUAAAGUUACCAGAUACUAAAAUCAAUGAAUAUAAUCUGAAUUACUUAGAAAUUAUAGUAUAUUAGAGCCCUUAUGAGUAAAAACAUUUCAUUUAGCAAUUUAAUUUUUAGAAUACUAUUCCUACUUAGGGAUUUUGAUUAGAUUGUACCAUUAAAUUUGAGAAUAUUUAGUCUCAAGGGGAAAACUUCCUGGCAUCCAUCUUAAAUAGUGGCCUUUUCCCACUAUGGUGUUUUUAAAUGCAUAUUCACAUAGAAUAGUACGUUUCUUACAUUUAAUCCCUAAAUAACUUAGAUCAUCAUUCAGUGGAGAACAAGUAAAAGGAUAUCAUUCCUUUUGGAGAAAAACAUUGAGUGUCUAGAAUUUUUUCUAUUAAUGCUUUGUAUAUUAGUUUUUUAAAUAAGAUCUAUAGAUAUGUAUUUAUGUGUGUCUUAUAUAUGAAACAGUUCUCUGGGUUUGACUCCUAUGUUUUGUAUUUUUAAAAACUACGACAUGCUUGCAGAAAUUCAUUGAGAAGCUGUUACAAAAAAUGCAGUGAAGCAUGACCAAAUAGCUAAAAAUAUUACUGGAUCUUUACAAAUCUAUAGUCUUUAUUGUUGUUGUACUGUGGAGUACAAGGAUACUAAAUAUUGGCUAUUGAUAAAAUACUAACUUGCAUUUCAUGGCAAAUAGAUGUUAUAUCGCUUGAUUAGUCUAGAACAUUUCUAAUAUUUUGUGCUUUCAUAUAUCAAAGGAGAUUAUGUGAAACUAUUUUGAAAUACUGUAAAGUGACAUAUGGUUAUAAGAUAUAUUUCUGUACAGUAGAGAAAGAGUUUAUAACAUGAGUUUAUAAUUGUACCAUUAUACAUUUUCAUGCUCGAUCUCAUGAGAAAUUCAAAAGAUUAAUGAUAGAGUUGAAAAUAUGUUUACUUUCUCUAAAUCAAGUCUGGUUGUCAACUCAAAAAUUAUGUUGUAUAGUUUUAUUUUGAAUUUAGGUUUUGGGACUACUUUUUUUCCAGCGUCAAUGAGAAAAUAAAAUCUAUAACUCAGGAGUUACUAGAGAAGUUCUAAGUAUUUUUUUGCUAAGUAUUAAAAAUAUAAACAUAUGAAAAUGCCA
This is a messenger RNA of Mandrillus leucophaeus (drill), 5018 nucleotides long. It is a transcript of the gene OGFRL1, whose product is annotated as opioid growth factor receptor-like 1. NCBI's taxonomy places the organism in Eukaryota, Metazoa, Chordata, Mammalia, Primates, Cercopithecidae. Gene Ontology annotation, molecular function: opioid growth factor receptor activity. The record is from RefSeq and is a predicted model, not a curated record. Bases 453 to 1442 code for a protein of 329 amino acids. Gene Ontology annotation, cellular component: membrane. The transcript is spliced from 4 exons.